Molecule: messenger RNA, 510 nt
Organism: Ambispora leptoticha
Lineage: Eukaryota; Fungi; Glomeromycota; Glomeromycetes; Archaeosporales; Ambisporaceae
Source: the annotation of a GenBank genome assembly
AUGAACAAACAAAUUUCACUUAAGUUUUUUUUUACAUUGAUCUUCAUCUUUGUUUUCGCCUCAUCGGUUAAUGCCAUAACCAGGGGAAUCAAAAAAAGACAAACAUGCGAUAAAACCGCUUAUUGCACAUUUCAAGAUGGUUCAAGCCAAGAAGCUGGUGGCGAACUUCAUUUCUCAGAACAACAAUCCAUGUCCGGUCCCGUUUGUGAUGUGGUUACCUUCGGACAAAUGAAUUUCUUUCCAGGUUCAAGGUCCUCUGAACUUAGAAACUACGAUCUCCAUAUCACCUUAACAUCUUGUAUUCCAGAUGCAUCCUUUCUCGAUCUUGAAGAUUGGGUCACCCCAAUAGAUGGACAAGAUACUGCAAAUGUGUCUUUUUUUAACACACUUUCUGAAGGUAUUUUUCCCCAGGAUUUUUUUACUGCCUCAAAUAAAUAUUGUUGUGUAUUUGCAUACGACGCCCCAUCUGGGGACCAGGUCCUUGGAACUGCCCCAGUCAUGGUGGUUUGA